AUGUUAAACUUACCGACUUACGUGAUCAAGGCAACCCUAUGGCAAGUCAUCAUAGCAGCUACUUCAGCCAUUUUGGUAGGAGGCACAGGCGAAUGGAGUGAAGAUGCCGAAGAUUUAGUAUCAACCGUGGACGUAGAUGCAGUACUUGGCCGAACAGCGUCUCUGCCAUGUGACGUUACUCCGGACACAAACGAAGAUCGUGUCUAUAUGGUGCUUUGGUUUCGCAAAAGCGGCGGAAAACCGAUAUACAGCUUUGACGUACGUGGGCGUUCGUUCAUCAAAGCGCUCCAAUGGUCCGAUCCCGGGGCGUUCGGUCCGCGGGCCUAUUUUGCGACUAUCGCAAGGCCUGCUUCUCUCACUCUUAGCUCUGUGCAGUUGGACGACGAAGGCGUGUACAGGUGUCGCGUCGAUUUCAAGAAUUCGCCAACGAGAAAUUUCCAGAUACGCCUAAUAGUUAUAGUGCCACCACAUCAAAUGCUGUUGUAUGACAAAUCUGGUGCAGACGUAUCGGGCAUUGUGGGUCCAUUAGAAGAAGGGUCAGCAUUGGUUUUGGUUUGUGAAGUGAGGGGAGGACGCCCACAACCCGUUGUCUCCUGGCUAAUUAAUGGAACUGGGGAGCCCAAAUUUAUUGGAGUGAAAACUGAUACGCACGUGGUUGUGAAUCGUUUAGAAAUUCAAAAACUCCAUAGGGAGGACCUCAACACUACUUUUAAAUGCCGAGCGACGAAUACGCAUCUCGUUCCCCCGCAGGAGAAAGCCGUUCGUCUUGAAAUGAAUCUGUUGCCACUCUCCGUUUCAUUGUUGGAUCAGCCCAAGCAAUUACUUGCGGGUUCACUAACUACAUUACGAUGCGUCACUAAAGGUAGCAGACCCCCAGCACAAAUAAGCUGGUAUAAAGACAAUAGGAGUUUUGGAAUGGAUAAGGUAAGCGAAUAUAUUAAUGAGACAUGGUCUAUGAGCACAUUGAUAUUUAAACCGACGCCAAUUGACAACGGGGCACUUAUUAAGUGUGGUGCAGUCAACCCAGCCCUACCGGGGAAGGAAAUAGAUGAUCAAAUUCAUCUCAACGUCGUAUACAGUCCGCUGGUGACAUUGACAUUAGGUACUACACUUAACCCACAUGACAUCAAGGAGGGCGACGACGUGUAUUUUGAGUGUAACGUUCGAUCGAACCCUCGAGAACAUCGGAUAUCAUGGUUUCACAAUGAUAUACCUGUGACGCAAAAUAUGACGUCCGGAAUCAUUUUAAGCACUCGGUCCCUCGUUCUACAAAGAGUGACAAGGAGGGAGGCGGGAAGGUACGCUUGCAAAGCCGCCAAUAUUCGUGGAGAAACUUCCAGCGAAAUAGUGACAUUACGAGUACAAUACGCGCCGGUGUGUAGCGACGUGUCUCCCCAAAUCGUCGGAGCAGCUUUAGACGAAGAAUUGCACGUGAGAUGUUCAGUACACGCCGAUCCAGCAGAUGUCACAUUUCUAUGGCAGUUCAAUAACAGCGGUGAAAGCUUCAACGUCUCACCAGCUCGUUUUGGAGUCAUUAACGGAAGCACUAGUGAAUUACGCUACACGCCGGCGAGCGAAAGAGAUUAUGGUGCACUAACCUGCCGAGGCACAAAUGUGGUCGGCCGCCAGUUGCAACCAUGCAUUUUUCAAAUUGUGCCAGCUGCCAGACCAGCGCCUCCACGUAACUGUACAGUAUUGGCGAGCAACGAUUCUAAUUGGAUCGAGGACACAUUUAAGGAUGAAAUUGAGGAUUACAUCGUAAUUCGCUGCGUUACUGGUUACGACGGCGGCCUACCUCAGCUAGUGGUGUUAGAAGCUUUGGACCCUAUUUCUGGAACAGUAAAGUUCAACAUUACUGCAAACGAAACAAAUGGCGUAGCGAUGUUUCUCAUUCCUGUCGGGCUGCUAUGGGUAAAUAAUGCAGCUUUGCGGCUCACAGUUUAUUCAAGAAAUGAAAAGGGAGUAUCCGAAAGGAUUAUGCUCAGCGCACUGGCCUAUCAAGAUCCUGAACGCCGCACAGAUGGGAAUCACAGUCUCAUGGCCGGAGUCUCUAGAGCUGCUUUCUGGACUGUCGUUCUAACUGUAGUCGUUUGCACAGUAACGGCAGUGAUAACGGGAUUGUUUUUACGAAGAAAAAGAAGACACUCACCAGCGAAGGAACAUACGUCACAUUUGCAAUUAAACUCAGGGGAUGGUCAAUAUGUUGUGGCAUUUACAAUAAAACCACCAAAACAAAGUCAACCCGAUAUUCUUAACCCGCCACAAGAUUCUGGAAGCUCGUCGGUUGAGAAAUGCAAUAUAGAAUUAGCUGUCAAAAAUGGUACUCUCAAAAUAAGUGAAGAAUGGACAAUGGGUGAGCACGAUUCACUAGAAGCUAGUCAAGAACCACUUCAGCCCAUUCUUUCAUCGCCGAGAGUAGCAAUUUCAAAUAAACAGCCAAUCACUAUGAAUACCGUGACGAUAAGUAAACGUGGGCACCUCAUAGCCGAAGAUAUACCAGGACCAGAAAGUUGUGUA
Molecule: messenger RNA, 2517 nt
Organism: Iphiclides podalirius (scarce swallowtail)
Lineage: Eukaryota; Metazoa; Arthropoda; Insecta; Lepidoptera; Papilionidae
Source: the annotation of a GenBank genome assembly